This is a messenger RNA of Panonychus citri (citrus red mite), 1088 nucleotides long. Its product is annotated as calcyphosin-like protein. The transcript has 4 exons. The record is from RefSeq and is a predicted model, not a curated record. Gene Ontology annotation, molecular function: calcium ion binding. Bases 118 to 759 code for a protein of 213 amino acids. NCBI's taxonomy places the organism in Eukaryota, Metazoa, Arthropoda, Arachnida, Trombidiformes, Tetranychidae.
AACAGUCAGACUGAUUUACUCAGUCGUAGAAGAAGUUUUAGAAUUAAUAAAAUUGAUUAUUUUGUCUUUGUGAUUUAUUCGUUCUUUAUUUUGUUUCGUUUCAAUAGCUGAACAAAAAUGGCUCAUCGACCAAUGUCUGGACAGUCUCGAAAUGAAAUGCUUAUGGCCGAAAAGGCUGGACGAAUGUUGGAAAAAACAACCGACCCCAUUGAAAAGUUACGAUUUUCGGCCUUAAAACGAGGCGCGGCUGGAAUUUUAGGAAUUGGAAGAAUCUUUCGUCGUAUGGAUAACGAUGGAAGUGGAUCAUUAACUGUGGAUGAAUUUACUCAAGGUAUUCACGAGUGUGGUGUUGAUUUCACUAACGAAGAGAUUCAAGAGCUAUUCAUGAAAUUUGAUCGAGAUGGUUCAGGAACAGUUGAUUAUACUGAAUUCCUAAGAUCAAUCAGGCCUCCUGUCAAUCAAAAUCGAUUGACAGUCAUAGACAAAGUAUUCGCCAAACUUGAUGUCACCGGGGACGGAAAAGUGACCAUUGAAGAUCUUAAAUCGAAAUAUAACAUCAAGAGUCAUCCCGAAUAUCAGAACGGAUCUAAAAGCGAAGAUGAACUUUUAAACACUUUCCUUGUUAAAUUCGAAGAGAAUGGAACCAUUGAUGGAAAUGUAACCAAGGAGGAAUUCAUUGAUUACUAUUCCGGCAUCAGCGCUUCCGUUGAUGAGGACAUGUAUUUUGAUCUGAUGAUGAGACAAGCCUGGCAUCUUUGAGGAUGGUCAACAAUUAAGGAACUGAUUGAAACCCCAUUGACUCAAAAGAGAGAGACAGAAAUUUGAAUCAAUUGAAUCAAUUUAAUGAUUAACUUUACUUUUUCCCUUUAUUUUUGCUUUUUGCAACAAACUAAUUGAUUUUAAACUGUCUGAAAUUUAUUUAUGAAUCUCUGUAACUGUGAUUGUUAAUUAACUCUUCAUUUGAGAGAGUAUACUGAUCAUUCCACAAUCAACAAAAUCCAAUGAAACUAAUUUCAAGCAAUUAAUUGUAACGUCCAAAUCAAUGAUCAUUUUGCAAACCGUAUUAAAAUAGAGUCUCAAGAAAAUAA